GGGAGACCAGUCUAAGACGCGCAUUUCAGAACUGGAUGAGGAAAGGAGUCUGAUUUACUCAAACCGUCUCUGCUGUGUGCGCCCGAAGAGAAAAACAUUUCACAGAUAAAACAGCCUAGUUUUCCAAUAGCCUGCUACAUUAACUUUUAAGACACCGUGGCCACUGUCAAGAGUCGGAGAUGAUGGAGAAAAAGCAAAACUAAAAAUCCUGUUUCUCUAAAAUCACAAGUAACUCAUGGAUUGGAAAUAUAUGGACUGAUGCCAACUUCCGGGAUGACUUUGUUAAAAAAACAAACGACGCCGCUUUCCUACCAUAGUAAGGUAGACACCGAACUACAUCCUGAUGUUCACUAAAUGAGCCGUCCCCUGAGCUGGACUAAUAGCAUUUGGACAGGGACGGUCUUAAAAGUCCAACAUUUAAACUUUCUGCAGGUAAACUACAACAUUACCUCCUGUCAAAGUUGCUGAGAUAAAUCUCCAAACAUCAUAAUGGGACCCAAGGUUAAGGCCAAAAGUAGUGGACCAAUGGACAAAUUCGUCAAGAGGAAGAAAAUGGCAGGAAACCAGAAUGGAGAAAGCAGUCCACCUCUUAAUUUACAAGUUGACAAGUUACAACCAAAGAGGAAGAAAAUGGCAGGAAACCAGAAUGGAGAAAGCAAUCGGCCACCACUUGUACAAGUUGAUGAUAAGUUACAAGUAAAGGAAGUGGAGCCACAUGAAACCCAUUCUUUUGAUUGGUGCUUGGGUGACAAGAAACCUGAAACUAUCACCUGUGAUAAAGCAAGAACUGUUGAGGAUGUGCUGAAGACAAGUGAUGAGUUUAGAAAAAUUGCAAAAAUUAACAAAGACAAAGAGCUUGUUAUUAUAAGAGAUGGGAAAGCUAUCAGUUCACACUUUCCAUGUUGCUUAAUUAAAGGUGAACGUCUGACUGUCAGAUAUGUUAAAGCUGUGGACGAGGCGAAACAAUCAGCAUGUGUUCCCCAGAGAAAGAGGCCACCCAGCAAGCUUAUGAUCUUUCAUGUCCUAACAAAGGGAGGUAAAAAAGUAGUGAGAAUCAUGAGAAACCCAGCGCUACAAAGAGAAGCUCACAUUAAUGAAAUUACUGUUUAUGCAUAUAAGGGGGAAAAAGUGAAGCGGGCUCUUAAGAGAGAUGGCCGUCUAUCAGUUAUUGUAUUCAAUAAGACCUGCGCUCUCUCUCGCACAAGCACUAACAUGGCAAUGUCCAACCUCGUUGAUGACCUUGAUGGGGAAACUGUCAAGAUCAUACUACGCAGUAAGUCUAGUCCACCAGAAAGUCCGCCUGGUAGUCUUGAUGAUAUGUACAUGGUGCAAAAUGAAUCUCAGAGAUCUGAUUUAGAUGAAAACCAAGAUCCUCCACAGCAGUCAGCCACAACUGAGUCAGUGAAUGACAACACACCACAGGAGAAAACAGAGCCAAAUGGUGGCACAACCACAUUAAAAAUAUUACAUGAAAUACCCAAUUCAAAACCAAUGCAGGAUGUCCUGUCUAAACAGUUAAAAGAUGUUGUGAACAGGAUAAAAAAUCAGCGUGUUCCUAAGCGUUCUCGUAUUCAAAAUGUCUUCCAUGUGGAGUAUGGAAAGAAUGAUGAGACAUGCAAGGAAGUGAAAACUAUGAAGAAAUUGAUGCAGCUGAGUGAUUCUGUGUGCCAGGUGAGAGUAGAUGGGAGUCCACGUGGAACCGGCUUUCUCCUGUUUGGUAGGUUUGUCCUCACGAACGGCCAUGUCGUUAAAGACUUUUAUGAUGUGACUGGAGGGCAACUUCAGCAGAGGGUAACUGUCAAUUUCUCCUUUGAAAGUCUGGACCACAUGCAGGGUGAGCAAGGGUCACAAGCAAACAUGGUAGUGGAAGAAAUCGUUGGUGGUGAAUACUGUCUUGGUGUGUCAGGUCACAUGCAUGACUGGGCUUUGUUGAGACUCAGGGCUGAUCAGACGUUGCCUGAUGGACUGUUACCACACUUUGGAUUCCUUCCCCAAGGUGGUGGAAUUUGCAUAAUUGGGCAUCCUGGUGAAGGUGUGAAAAAGAUUGAUGCAUGCUUCAUUAUUCCGUCUGAAAAGCGCAGCCAGAUUGUGGAGAGGCAUCAAAAUGAAAAUCCAGAGGGCGUUUGGAAUGAAUUGAGUGACCUGCAGAUUCAGCUGGUCACCAAAUAUUUCUUUAGAGAUGUGGCAGAAUCUGUCAAACAUAACAGCCAGGCUCUGACUUAUGAGUCUUGUUUUUACUUUGGCUCAUCUGGUUCUCCUGUCUUUGAUAAUCACUGCAAUGUUGUUGCAAUGCAUACUGGAGGGUACCACUACCACAAUGUAAGAGGUCACCCCCAAAGUGUCAUAGAGUAUGGCCAUCCUUUGUCCGUCAUUAUUGAGCGCAUCAUCAUCCAGAUGGUGGAAAACGGAAAACUUGAUGUGUUGAAAGAGUACCUCGCUUGCAGUUAUGCACAACACCAAAAUGUGAAGAUCAGUUUGAAGAAACUGAUCGAAAGCAGAAAUCUUGUAGCAUUUAGAAAUGCCGUAAACAACUCAGUUAAUGCAGGUGAUGAGAAACUCACGACGUUCUUUGAGUUCUUCUCUCAGACAGAGAACCCCGUCCCAAUGGACACAGCCAGAGACUAAGCUAACUGCAGACUAAAGACACAGUGAAAGCAGUUUGAAAGCUGAGCAACAAGCGCUUGUCCUUUUCGCAUAUAGCUACUAGGAUACAUUUUAAUUAAACACCAAAGGAAUGCAGGGAGGGAUUUUAUUAAAAACUUGGUGUACUGAAUGUUGUAAAUAUUAAUAUUCAGUUUUAGGAUAAAGGAAACCAUAUUUCUUUUCCAUACUCAUUUUUAGUGAUAUCUCUAAAUACGUAUUUGUUUGGUUAUCCAUAAAUAAUUAUGUUUUUUAAUUCGAUGCUUGCUCAUUGCAAAUGCAACUAUUAUUAAUAUGGUUGGAUUUAUUAGCUCAACUGGCCAAUAUUAAUGGCCAAUGAUUUUAUCUUAUGACAGAUAUAUCAGUGUUGGGAUAUACAUAUGCCGAAUAUGAUUAUUAAGAAGAAUUGCAGUAUAAAAAUGCCUUACUCUGAUGUGUCUGGUUCAUUACAUAUCUUCUGAGAUACUCUGAUUUCUU
This is a messenger RNA of Scomber scombrus (Atlantic mackerel), 3117 nucleotides long. RefSeq names its product serine protease FAM111A-like. The transcript has 6 exons. The coding region runs from base 490 to 2625 and encodes 711 amino acids. The record is from RefSeq and is a predicted model, not a curated record. Lineage: Eukaryota; Metazoa; Chordata; Actinopteri; Scombriformes; Scombridae.